GUUGUACACAACCUGACCUGAUCUUGCAUAGCUUCCACCUCUCUUCUGUCGGACAGUAGGAUCAUAUUCUCUCUAUAAAUACACUUCUUGUGCCUUGAAACCUUUUCCAUCUCUUGUUUACUUCACCAAAUCAAAUCAAAUUUCUCUUCGUUUCUAUCAUUUCAGUUUCUCUCUAUCCCCUACAAUGAAUGCUCUAGCAGCUACUAACCGUAACUUUCGCCAUGCGGCGAGGAUCCUUGGUUUGGAUUCUAAAUUGGAAAAGAGUCUCAUGAUCCCUUUCAGAGAAAUCAAAGUUGAAUGUACAAUACCAAAAGAUGACGGAACUUUAGUUUCUUAUGUUGGAUUUAGAGUUCAACAUGAUAAUGCUCGUGGACCAAUGAAAGGAGGGAUUCGUUAUCAUCCGGAGGUUGACCACGAUGAGGUAAAUGCUCUGGCUCAACUGAUGACAUGGAAGACCGCCGUAGCAGAUAUCCCUUACGGUGGAGCAAAGGGUGGAAUUGGUUGCAGCCCAAGGGACCUGUCCAAAUCUGAACUAGAGCGUCUUACUCGUGUCUUUACUCAAAAGAUCCAUGAUCUUAUUGGAAUUCAUACCGAUGUUCCUGCCCCUGAUAUGGGAACUAAUGCUCAGACAAUGGCUUGGAUGUUGGAUGAAUACUCUAAAUUUCACGGACACUCACCCGCUGUUGUUACUGGGAAACCCAUUGAUCUUGGCGGAUCCUUAGGAAGAGACGCUGCCACAGGUCGUGGGGUUGUCUUUGCCACCGAGGCUCUACUUGCAGAGCAUGGGCAGAGUAUUAAAGACUUGAAAUUUGUUAUCCAGGGUUUUGGCAAUGUUGGCUCUUGGGCAGCAAAGCUCAUACAUGAAAGAGGUGGUAAGAUUGUUGCAGUAAGUGACAUAACUGGAGCUAUUAAGAAUUCGAACGGUAUUGAUAUCCCAUCAUUGCUCGCACACAAAGAAGAAACUGGCACUCUAAAGAGCUUCGGUGGAGGAGUUGUCAUGGAUCCGGAGGAGUUACUCGUUUAUGAUUGCGAUGUUCUCAUUCCUUGUGCUUUAGGGGGAGUCCUAAACAAGGAUAAUGCUGCGGAAGUAAAGGCCAAAUUCAUCAUUGAAGCAGCAAAUCAUCCCACAGAUCCUGAAGCUGAUGAGAUUUUAUCCAAGAAAGGAGUGGUUAUUCUCCCCGAUAUUUAUGCCAAUGCUGGUGGUGUGACAGUCAGCUAUUUCGAAUGGGUUCAGAACAUUCAAGGUUUUAUGUGGGAUGAGGAGAAAGUGAAUCAUGAAUUGCAGAAGUACAUGACCAGAGCAUUCGGUAAUAUCAAGUCAAUGUGUAAGACGCACAACUGCAACCUUCGUAUGGGUGCCUUUACAUUAGGUGUCAAUCGUGUGGCGCGAGCCACCCUUUUAAGGGGGUGGGAAGCAUAAAUUCGUUUCUCUUUCUUCAGAAACGAUGUUAGUAGCAGAGCAUAUCUUAGAAUGAUGAAGAAAUGAGAGCAUAUCUUAGAAUGAUGAAGAAAUGAAGUUUCGUACCUUAGUGUUGUCUUUUCUGUUUAUUUACUUUCACUAGUGCUAUAGAACUUAAGAGGAGUUAAGUCAGAUUUAAGGAAAUGGAGGAGGUUUUAUAUGAAGUGAUUAUUCUAUUGUUGUUAUACAGCCCAAGUUGCAUAAAGGCACCCAAUGGAUAAGUCAAAAAUGAAAUUUCAAUUUCAAAAAAUUUUUCUA
Papaver somniferum (opium poppy) is the source of this 1717-nucleotide messenger RNA. RefSeq names its product glutamate dehydrogenase 2. Gene Ontology annotation, biological process: L-glutamate catabolic process. Gene Ontology annotation, molecular function: L-glutamate dehydrogenase (NAD+) activity. Bases 185 to 1420 code for a protein of 411 amino acids. Gene Ontology annotation, cellular component: mitochondrion. The record is from RefSeq and is a predicted model, not a curated record. The transcript has 9 exons. Lineage: Eukaryota; Viridiplantae; Streptophyta; Magnoliopsida; Ranunculales; Papaveraceae.